Messenger RNA from Pyricularia pennisetigena, 1851 nucleotides. RefSeq lists its product as uncharacterized. The transcript has a single exon. Lineage: Eukaryota; Fungi; Ascomycota; Sordariomycetes; Magnaporthales; Pyriculariaceae. The record is from RefSeq and is a predicted model, not a curated record. Gene Ontology annotation, molecular function: protein binding. The coding region runs from base 1 to 1851 and encodes 616 amino acids.
AUGGCUUCCACGCAUCAAGUGGGCCAAAGACUCUCCUUCGAUGGCGCCCUCUGCACCAUCAGGUUCAUAGGCGAUGUCGCCGGCACAUCGGGAACCUGGCUAGGCGUCGAGUGGGACGAUCCCUCGCGGGGCAAGCACGACGGUUGCCACAAGGGCGUUCGCUACUUCACCUGCCUGUCGCGAUCGCCCACCGCCGCCUCCUUUGUGCGCCCGACGAGGCCAUCCGACCCGCCUAGGUCGUUUGUCGACGCGGUCCGCGACAAGUACGCCGAUGAACCUGAAGGCGACGCGGCUUCGCGGCCCAAGGAGAUUGUGAUCUCGGGCAAGGUGGCCGAGGAGGUCGGCUUUGACAAGAUCCGCCGCCGAAUGGCUCAGCUGCACGAGUUGACCAUUGUCAUUGUGGACGGCGCCCGCAUCGCUUUCGUGUGCUCGCCACACGGCAGCAGUGACCAUGAAUCUUCUGUCAAGGAAACCUGCCCGCGAAUCGUAGAGUUAGAUAUCAGCCGAAACUUGAUAUCUGACAUAUCUGUCGUCGUCGAGAUCUGCUCUCAGCUCUCCGAUUUGCGGAGUUUGAGGCUGAAUGGAAACAGAUUUUGGAACGUGCUCGACAAAAGCCCACGGCUUGCGUCUGCUCGGGAGGUGCUCAGUAACAUCACAGAGCUAGCUAUAGAUGAAACCCUUCUUUCUUGGGAAGAAAUAUGUCAAAUCACUUCCUGCUUCGGCUCUUUACAAAAACUGAGUUGCGACCUCAACCAAAUUUCAUCAAUACCAGCACCUUUUCCGGCAACGCUGUCCAAGACGCUCACCACCCUUAGCCUCGAGUUUAAUGACUUCAGCUCCCUGUCAGAUCUCGCCCCGCUGUCAACACUCACGUCCCUGCGCAAUUUGAUCCUCAAAGGGAACAACAUAGCAACGGCAUCAAAAGAUGACACCACCCCGGGCCCUGUGUUCAGUUCCAGUAUCUACCACCUCGACAUAUCAUACAACCGCAUAACAACCUGGAAAUUCGUAGAUGCCUUACCCGACAGCUUUCCGGGCCUGCGUUCCCUCCGACUUGCCCACAACCCCGUCUACGAGAACCCCACUUCAGUCUCUCAGGACGUAGGAGGGACGGCAUCAUCACAAACCCAACCUGGCGAUUCUACCACCGCCACCACAGCCCCCAAGCGGAGCGUCAGCGAGGACCCAUACAUGAUCACCAUUGCCCGCGUCGCCUGCCUGGAGCACCUCAACUUCAGCGCCAUCACGCCAGCGGAGCGUACCGACGCCGAGAUGUUCUACCUCUCCCGCAUCGCGCGCCAGCUCGCCACCGUGCCCGAGGGAUCUGAGGAUCCCAUACUAGCACAGCACAGGCGCUACGCUGAGCUAUGCGAGCUCUACGGUGAGCCGGCCGUUAUGCGGCAGCAGGAGAUCAGCCACUCGUUUCUCGAGGGGCGGCUUAUCAAGGUCGAUUUCCGCAUACAGGGGAGCUCCGGGACAGCUCCGGAUGGUGUGGACGUUGCUGCCGCGGAGUUGGUGAAAAAGGCGGAGAUCCCACGUGCCCUGGACAUGUAUGCCGUCAAGGGCAUCGCUGGGAGGCUGUUUGGCAUUUCUCCCUUGGAGCUGCGGCUCGUGUGGGAGACUGGCGAGUGGGAUCCCGUCGCUGGGUUCGAUGAGGAUGAUGACGAGGACAGUAGUCCCGAUGAUGGAGGUGCGGGUCCUGAUACGGGGCCUACAGCGGCAGAAGGAGGCAACCAAAAACAUGGGCGUCUGGUACGGAGGCAGGUGGAACUUGUCGACAGUCCGCGUCAGUUUGGGUACUGCAUUGAUGGGAACGAAGCCAAGAUCAGAGUUGAGAGGAUAUCUGCUUGA